This is a messenger RNA of Neospora caninum, 4536 nucleotides long. RefSeq lists its product as hypothetical. The transcript is spliced from 4 exons. Bases 1 to 4536 code for a protein of 1511 amino acids. The record is from RefSeq and is a predicted model, not a curated record. NCBI's taxonomy places the organism in Eukaryota, Apicomplexa, Conoidasida, Eucoccidiorida, Sarcocystidae.
AUGUCGAUUGACCAAACAACCUCGAUUCUUCCUGCGCCGCCCCUCCCCUCUGUGCAGGCGCUGCAGGCAGACCGUCCUGUCUCUGCGCUCCCGGCGCUGCGCGAGGCGAAGGCGCAGCAGGAGGCAGAGCGGGAGGUGCUGGAGAGAAACGUGGCAGAGAAGCGAAAAGCCCUCGACGCUGUGGAAAAGAAGAAGUCCCUGCUCCUCGCGGAAGUCGCGCGGCUAAAGCGCAAACUAGAGGCACAAGCUGAGGCAGAAAAUUUCGACCUGGCGAGUGAAGAUCUGAACGAAGAGCAAAGGCGAAUCGAGGCGGAGGAGGAGGAGCUGGAAAAAGUUAAAGAGAGGCUCUGGGGAGUGCAGGAGGACUUGCGUCUUCACGAGGCGAUGAAACGCACGACGCGCGACAGAGAAGGACACGGCCCAGAAGAUAACGAACGGACGGCCGCCGACGCUUCUCGCGCCGAGAAGGCGGUUGCGUUGCGGAAGGAAACGGCGGAGAAGCGAGAAGAGCUGCGCAAGUUCGAAGCCUCGAUCCUCAGGAAACAACAGUGGCUCUCGCACCUCUCUUUGGAGAUUGAGAAAGUUCUGGACAGGACGUCUCUUCGCUUUCGACCGUCUCCAACACACGCCUUGCCUUCGCCUUGCUCUACGGCCCCUCCGCAUUCAGCUGGAGUCUCCGCUCUUUCUUCCCCAUCCACCUUUCUGGCACGAGAGCCGGAAAUGCUGUCUUCGUGUCUCCCUGCGCGCAAAGACGCACGCGGCGCGGCUCAUCGCCGGCCGCGGGACACCGCGGGAGACCUGGAAAAACGAGCCUUGCGUGCGCUUGCAGAAACGGCGGGAGAGAAGACAGCCGAAAGCGAGAGCAGAAGAAAACGGGAAGGCGAGACUCCAAGUUCCUUCAUAGGGCGGCAGCUGGGAGAAGAAGACGAGUUGUUUGAACUCGAAGCGGAAGUGACGGCAUGCUGCCAAGACCUCCCCGUUCUCGAGGAGCUUCUGCAGGAGCGCCUGGCUCGGGCAUGCCUUCUCGCAGGACAAGCGGAGCCGCCUUUUGCGCGCUCGCCUCUCGCCUUGUCUCCUCGGUCCUCCCCGCGAGCCGCUUCGACUGGAACCUUGGCGGGUGCUGUGGACCCGAAGGAAGGACAACUGGAAAUCGAAAAAGAAGAGGACCGAGGACGAGAAGCAGAGGAGCACAGAGCGAAGGAAGCUGUCACGACGCAACAGGGGACGCCUGCGAUGCCGCACACGCGAGCCGACCCGGUGUGUCUACAGGUCAACGCGGCGCUGUCCGGGUGUAUGUACACCCCGGAAGUGCUGCCUGAAAAGCAGACAAAACAGCGAACGGGACGCUCGCCGUUAUCCAUGGCUUCUCCGCGUCCCCUUUCUCGCACGUCUUCUCUCGGAGGAGACCCGAGGGAAAAAACAGAUGGUUUCCGGGAAGAAGACCUCACCACGACGGAGGCGCCCUCAGGUGCCUGUACACCCCCUCUCCUGAACCACGCGUCGGUGACUCGCGGGUCCACUUUCAAAGCUGAGGCGACAGCGUCCCUUGCAAAUCUUCCUUCUCGGGGGGCCGCGGAAUGCGCAUCUGCUCCAGCGAGUUCGACACCACCCGCUGCGUCUGGAGUGUACGUACAGCGCAAGUUUCCCGCGAACCAGCCGGUGUCUUCGCCUGUUCGUCGCUCGCGCCUCUGCUUCUCUCGCCGCUCCGACUCGUCGAAAGAGUCCCCGUCUUCUGCGUCGCCCAAGUCGCAAGUCGAGACUCUUCCGAUAAGCCGAAAUUCCUCGAGUGCGGCGUGGACGUCGCGUUCCGAGCGGCGCAGCCCCGCGAGGUCGCGUUCUCUCUCGGAGACGCUUUCAGAGGACGGCAGGGAGGGCCGAGGCGACGCAGCGCAGGCCGCGAAGGGAGAAAAACUUGAACGCGCGCUGGAUGCAGGCGAGGCGGCGCGAAGUGGAGAGGAGAACAGGUUUUCCUUCGAGGCAGAAGCCCGCCUGAAGACAGCCUGCACACAAAGGCGAGAACCGCGAAGAACUGAAGCAGCUGAGGACCAGCCCUGGAACGCGCUGCUUGCCUGGGCUUCUUCAUGGACCGGAGAAGCCGGUCUGCGCAGCCCCCGAGAGAGAAAAGCUGAGGGGAGGACUCCCUCUGUAUCUUCUUCUCAACGCGGACAUCGCCGUGCGCUUCCACCGCUUCGCUCCUGUUCGUCUUCCAGUUCGUCUUCAUUGUCUCCGACUCCUUCAGCUUGUUUUUCGCCUUCUGGCUCUUCUUUCAGCUCUGCAUCGUCUUUCGGUCCAGAGAGGGUGGCGAGAGGCGACGGCACGAGAACUGUGCUGAGAGAGAAACGCGAGAACGUCGAGGCUGACGGGGCUCUUGACGCGCCGGCUGAGACGAUGUGGGAGACGCUCGGUCCUGCGACUGCCAAGAGAGACGAGAACGUGGUCAAGAACCUUGGUAAGCUCCUGGCACUUUUGGAAGCGCUUCCCGACGUCGACCUUCGCGCACCGAAGGCAAGCAGCGAGAAAGCCGUCGCCCAAAAGAACGCGCGGGCGAGGAGAGAUGGCCCAGGGGAGCGCGGACAAAGACGACAGGCGACGAAGGAGACAGGAACGAAAACGUGGAACCGUCGCGGCGCUCAAGAAAAGAGACGCGGAUCCUGCGAUGUUCCGGAUAGCCGCAACUCUUCGCGGUGUCCCUCCACCUCGCCUCUCCCCUCGCCGUUGCCUUCUUCCUCUUGCUCCUCUGCUGUCUGUACCGAGGUAGUUACCGGUACAGCUCUUUUACCGGAGGCGAGAAGGGAAACUCAGAGCGGAAGACGAGGUCGGUUCGCUCCGGAGUGCGUGGCUUUCCAGGCGAGCAGCUUCGCGAGGGUGUCCGAAAAAGGCGAGGAAAGGCGCGAAGGUCAAAGCGACGGCGGAGCCCGGGCGCAAGAAGCAAACACCAGCGCGGGAGACCGCCUGAGAGCCGUUGCAGGGGAAGAAAGGCCAGGAGGGGGGGGAGCCCUACACAGAGAAGAGGAGGAAGACGCGCCUAAAGAAGGAAACACUCCCAGAGGAGAAGACGCACCUAAACAAGAGGAAAAAGGCGCACGUAAACCAGAGGAAGAAGAAGCACGUAAACAAGAGGAAGAAGACGCACGUAAACAAGAGGAAGAAGACGCACGUAAACAAGAGGAAGAAGACGCUGCCAGAGAAAAAGCUGACAGGGCAGAAGAGGGGUCAAGUGUGCGGGAGGAAGAAAUAGGGGCAGAGAGAGGAGAGGGAGAAAGAGUGGAAGAAGACGGAUCUGGAGAGAGUCCGCGAGGAACAGCGACAGAAGAGGAAGCCGAAAGAUCCAGAGAAGAGGAAGGGCCAAGGAAGGACUCCGGAGCCUCCAGUCUCUUCUCGCGUGCAUCUGGGGCGCACUGCGAACCUGAGAACGGAGGGCGAGGCAUGGGAGCGCAGCACGUGCUCGAGGAGACGCUCGAGGCAACUGGGACACUCCAGAGCGACUGUGGAUCGGACGGAGAACAAACGGGAGAGGACAAGCUUGAGAACGGCAUGCGUUCGGCGGGAGGUUUCGCGGAUGGCCGAGGUGGGGACGCUCUGAACGGAAACGGGAGUAAAGAGGCGGCGGAGGAGACAAGAGAAGGGCGGUUCCUGGCAGAAGGCGCGCCGAUCCUUCAGGGAGGGGAGGACGAGCGAGAGCAGGCACUGGCCACGUUGCACGAGAGAGGCGGCAGAGAAAGCGCCGGCGAGGAGGCAGAGAAAGCGGCAAGACACAAAGAGAAGGAGCAUGCGGAGACGGGCGAAGACGGCCGACGGGGUGAGGCGACGUGUGGCGCUGAAGCGAGUCCGUGGACGAGAGGAGAGAGAGAAGAAACAAACGCGAAGACAGAAAGAGAAGAAGAGGAGGCAGAGGGAGAGGAAAACAGAGCAGUUGUGGAAGAGGGCGAAGAGGCGGCCUUUAUCGCGACUGAGGCAGGCGAGCGUUUUGAGCAGGACGGAGCCCAGGACGCGGUGGCGGGUCAGGAUGACAGAGGCGAAGAGGAAGAGAAGAGGACGAGAAAGUUAAGGCGAGAAGAGGCCGGAGAAGAAGCGAGGAGAGACAGUCGCUUCUGUGCGACACAACCGGAGAGAGAGGGCGAGCGAGAGGCGAGGCGAGAUCGGGCCAGCGAUGGAGAGGAAGAAGGAACGCAGAAGAGAGACAGAGAAGAGGAGAGGCGAGGGAGGAAAGAAGAAAAAGAACAAAAGGUGUCUGUUUCAGGCGGCCCCGUCAAGGAUCUGGUGGCGCCUGCAUUUUCGGAGACAAUCGCGAGAGCGGAGUCACCUGGAAAAGGUGAAGUCGAUGCUUCCUGCCUCUCUUUGGUAGGGUGUGAGGAGAUCAAAGACGCCUCUGCGGAGACACCGCCAAGAACGCCCCUCAGGACGCCCGUCGCCGGACGGCACGACAGCUCCGGCCGUCCGCAGUCUCCUUCCUGUUUGUCGUUUUCGUCUCUUUCUUCGAGACGUGGGAGCGAUAAAGACACUGGAACCGCCAGCACCGACCUGUGGCUAUUUUAA